AUGGCUAUAUUGAGACAGAGCCUCACAGGAACUGCUCUUGAGGCCAUCAGGGACUUAAAAGUUUCAUACCCAGAGUACAAGGAAGCUAAGGAAAUUAUUCAGUCUAAAUUUGGUGGUGAGCGAAGAAGGUUACAGGCAGAUAUGGACCAGAUCGAAAAGAUGCCUCCUUUGAAGAGCAAUGAUGUCCAGUCAUUCGAACGAUUUGCUGACCUUGUUCGCAUAGCUGUUGUGAAGUUGCAAGCAGAAGGGCGUGGUGGAGAGUUGGAGGAUGGUGCACUACAUACUUUGUUGGAAGUGAGGAUCCGAGUUGAGGCAGUGGAGAUGGCACAUGGAAUCGAAGCUGAAACUGUUGGGGCUGCUCUGGACAGUAGCAAACGGGUUGAUAAAGGUGGUCGCAUCAGGAAUUUGUUCAGUGAAGGCAAUCACUUCGGUAAGGAACCAGCAGUGCCUACAAGCAAACCACCAGAUGUGUACUGUGGUGGAAACCAUGGAGUGUGUAGCUGUAGACGUUUUCAGAACAUGGGAGUGAUCGAACGUUGGAAUGUCACAAGGGAUAAACGACUUUGUUUUCGUUGCCUGGCAAGUGAUCAUGAAGGAAGAGCUUGUACUAAGGCUAGACCUUGUAACAUUAAUGGUUGUAAAAUAAAUCAUCAUCACUUAUUGCACGGUCCUGCACAGGGUAACACAAAGGAUGGGAAGUGA
Stylophora pistillata is the source of this 702-nucleotide messenger RNA. RefSeq lists its product as uncharacterized. The record is from RefSeq and is a predicted model, not a curated record. NCBI's taxonomy places the organism in Eukaryota, Metazoa, Cnidaria, Anthozoa, Scleractinia, Pocilloporidae.